Lizanozyma spartinae is the source of this 906-nucleotide messenger RNA. It is a transcript of the gene SUI2, whose product is annotated as translation initiation factor eIF2 subunit alpha. Bases 1 to 906 code for a protein of 301 amino acids. The record is from RefSeq and is a predicted model, not a curated record. Gene Ontology annotation, cellular component: eukaryotic translation initiation factor 2B complex; multi-eIF complex; eukaryotic 48S preinitiation complex. NCBI's taxonomy places the organism in Eukaryota, Fungi, Ascomycota, Pichiomycetes, Serinales, Debaryomycetaceae. Gene Ontology annotation, molecular function: RNA binding; ribosome binding; translation initiation factor activity. The transcript has a single exon.
AUGAGUUCAUCCAACUUUAGAUACUACGAAAACAAGUACCCCGAAGUCGAUGAGGUGGUUAUGGUUAACGUGCAAGAGAUUGCUGAGAUGGGAGCAUAUGUUAAGUUAUUAGAGUACGAUAACAUUGAAGGGAUGGUAUUAUUAUCAGAAUUAUCCAGAAGGCGUAUUCGUUCCAUUCAAAAGUUAAUUCGUGUUGGUAAAAAUGAAGUGGCGGUGGUAUUAAGAGUCGAUAAAGAAAAGGGGUACAUUGAUUUAUCAAAGAGAAGAGUCAGUGCUGAAGAUAUUGUUAAAUGUGAUGAAAGAUAUAAUAAGUCCAAAGCUGUUCAUUCAAUCUUGAGACAUUGUGCUGAGAAGUUUAAUGUCUCUUUAGAGGAAUUAUAUAAGACGAUUGGUUGGCCUUUAUCCCGGAAAUAUGGUCAUUCUUACGAUGCAUUUAAGUUAUCAAUUACUGAUCCUUCUAUAUUUGAUGACAUUGUUCCUCCAUCCUCCGAUGUUUUAGAUGAAUUGAAAUUAUACAUCAGUAGAAGAUUAACUCCUCAAGCCAUUAAGAUUAGAGCUGAUGUUGAAGUUUCAUGUUUCUCCUAUGAAGGGAUCGAUGCUAUCAAGAGAGCCUUAAGAUCUGCUGAAGAAGAAUCCACUGAACAUAUUCAAGUCAAGGCCAAAUUGGUGGCUGCUCCUUUGUAUGUGUUGUCCGCACAAUCUUUGGAUAAGAAACAAGGGAUUGCUUUAUUGGAAAAGGCUAUUGAAAAAAUCACCACUUCAAUCGAAAAGGAUGGUGGGAAUUGUAAAAUCACUAUGGCUCCAAAGGCUGUGACCGCCACAGAAGAUGCUGAAUUGCAAGCUUUAUUGGAAAGAAAGGAAGCUGAAGAAAAGGAAUCUGACGAAGAAGAUGAUGAUGAAGAUUAA